UUAUACGGGUUUGCUUUUAUUGAAUAAUACAAGGCGCUAAAUGAGCAUAUUUCAUGUUUACGUUGUAUGUAUAUAGAUUUUUACCUUUUAUACCAUGAGCUGACUGUGAAACAACAUGUGAUUUAUUAUUUAUGUGAUUUUCGUUCACAGGUGAUACAUUUGUUAUACGUUUAACAGUAAAAAACAACUGAAUUUACUUACAUGCGCGGUGUAUUUUUGCUAUAGUACAUCUGUUACCGCCAUUGCUAACUGCUUUAUAGGAAAAUACUACAAUAUUAUAUUGAACAGCGCCAAGUCUUAUCACUGAAAUGCAUACUAGAAGUAAGUGUAUAUCAAUAAAUCAAAAGAAAACACUGAAUGCCAGAUAAAAACAUCUUCUGUUACUACAAAGUGGGGCAGAUAUACGGAAAUAAGGAAUAGCAGAUUGGCUUCUGGAUUAAUCAAAACAACUUUCACACUAUUCGGUUCAUUUUGAAAGUAUGUUUAAAGGAUAACCUAAUCCAAAUUCUCUCCGAACUGAAGAAAUCUUAAGCAAUUCUUUCUAAUCAUUUGAUAUGAAUGUUGUGAUUUAAAGCCACGUGGUUGAUUCUCGUGUCUAAAUUAGGUGUAUCAGUUUUACGAGCACUUACUUAUUCAUAAUAGGAUUUUCACGAAACAAAGUCUGAUUGCUACUGAAAAGAAGAAUGCUGAUAGUGCACGAAUGAAAUACGAUGAUAUUGAAUCAAGAUACCGUUAGGUGAAACAAUAUAUCCUCAGAGGAAAAUUUCUUAAUUGGUGAAAAAUUACAAAAUAUGGCAGAUGCCAUAAAUGGAAACUCGUAUAUUAAUUAUAUCCAUGCUACAGUGCUAAAUGAUAUGGCUGCCAGAAGAAUGGAUAAUAAUGUCUGAGUAGCAUGCACACAUCAAACGUGUACAUGUCUAGGAUAUAAAAAGUGUGGGAUAUAUAACUAAGUAUUCAGAAAACCAGUGCAGUACAAUCAGGUAAAAAAGACAUUGAUGAUAUUUAUUUUUAUCUUGCUGAUGUGAAAAGAGAAAAUUAAAAAAGGGACUUGUAACCAUAUGAGCGUAAGUAUACGAUGAUGAUUUUUCUAUCGAGAAAUGGAUUUUACAGGAGAACAUUAUGGAAUUGAUUUUAAAGAUUGAAUAGUGUUGAUACUUUUAAAGUUUAAUCUACAAUGGCAGCUCUUGAUGGAAUGUCAGGAAUUGUAUUCUGUGCAAUUUUUGGCUCAGUGUUUGUUCUCACAUGCAUAAUUUCUGCAAUAAAGGCGGUAAGGGAUAGGUCACGUAUACAAAAACGAAGAGACAUGCGAAGAAAAGAAAAACUUGAAAAAGGAAAUGGAGAUAAAGAAAACGACUUAAGUAUAGAAGAAAAUCAACCAAUGACUUCAUCUCAUAAUCAACCCCAAAGUUUGAUGAAUGAUAGAUACUCGAAUGGUACUUCAAUGUUAAAUGAUGUUAAAGACCAUGCCGAAUGUUCAGUGUUUUCUGUUGAUACAGGUGUUGAUAACUUAACAUUUAAUCAUAGUACCACGCGUAUUAAUACUAUAGACGAGAACCCGCAUUUAACUUCAAAGAAAUCAAAAGUAACUGCUGAAUACGUGCCUUCCGGUCAAAAUGUAGUUCCUAAACGCGCUAAAUCUCAAGACGCAAACUUUCGAAGGAAACGGAAUCUUGAUCAUUUAUCGACAGAGUGUCUUGCUAUAAAGAAAAUGAUGCGCAGACAUUCAUAUGAAAUUGCAGUCUGUGAAAAUUCUUGGUUGCCAAAAGAACCUCCGUGUUUUGCACCAUCACAAAGUAUUCUUAAUACAUACAGAUAUGGUGUAAAUAAUGGUAACAGUGUGAAAACGUCACAAGUUGGAUUCGAAAAUAAGGCUUUUGAUAAAUUUGAUUAUAAAAAGACGUGAACGAAAAUCAAAAGUAUGUGUUUGUUUUAAAUGAGCUUUAAGAUAAGUAUUUUUGAUUAAAAAAGAAAACAUAGCAAAUAGUAUAUUCUUUUAUGAAUAUAUUUGCAUUAUUAAUUACUAGCAAGUUUACGAUUAUUCACACUCCAUUAUUGUACAAAUGCAUCUUUUUUCAGUUAAGCGAAGAUGGAAGAAAUUGAAUGAGUUUUAAAAUUGAAAUAUGUAUGUCCUAAACGACUUAUAGAAACGAGUUGUAUCAAAGUAUGGUGUAAUGAACAAUCAGACUCAUACAAUUGUGCAUAAUUUCAUUUCUUCAAACUGGGAAGACUAAAAAAAGAAAAAAUGAACCCACAGUAUACUUUCCAGGUACAAAGAAUGUGAUGAUCAAUUAAAUGUCAAGUUAACACAGCGCAAUAAACUCUAGGAAAUUUACCAUAUAUUAAGAUAGACAUGAGACUGAAAUAUAACAUUUUCCAAUUCUGUAAGAGCCUCGAUGGAGGUCAUAUCCCUAUGCAAAGUAUAUCCUGAUUAGCCAAGAUCUCAUGUUGUAUUUGUUUCAAAUUUACCCUUAAUCUGUAUAUGUUGUAUUAUGGAUUUGCCCUGCCUUGAUUUUGGAACAGUCCAUUCAAAGUGUAAGGGAUUUCAAUAUAUCAAAAUACAAAACAAAACAACAACAGCAAGAAAAAAAAACAAACAAAAAACUAUUAAUAGAAUAGAGUUUUGGUCAAACUGCACAGAUUUGCCGAUUGGCCUGGCUUUAUAGAAGUGGCAAAUGCUGCAACAGUAUCGUUCCCAAUCAGCGCCGUUUCCAAUUGCUUAUAUUAUGCAAAAAAGAGAAUAAAUGUGAAUUAACAUAAAUCACAUACAUUGUAAUAUUGUGUUUUCAUUAACUUAUUCAUUAUAUCACAAUUCAUUCAGACUGUAUCUCUUUGUUAGGAUAAUGUAUGCUGUGCAUUUUAUAUAUAAUACAUAAUGUUUUCUAUUAAUGUUUCGAAAAAUAUGUAUACACGAAUGAUUUAGAUUAUUGGGCAUUUUGAGUAAUUUUUACUUACUUUUUGCCAAAAUUAUCGAUACACAUUUAUUUUCAUUCAUAUAUACAUGCAUAUCUCAAACCCUUUUGCUAGUAAUUAAAAUGUUCAACUAUAAAUAAAGAUUUUUUUAUUGUUUUUCA
Ruditapes philippinarum (Manila clam) is the source of this 3071-nucleotide messenger RNA. RefSeq lists its product as uncharacterized. The transcript has 3 exons. The record is from RefSeq and is a predicted model, not a curated record. NCBI's taxonomy places the organism in Eukaryota, Metazoa, Mollusca, Bivalvia, Venerida, Veneridae. Bases 1175 to 1903 code for a protein of 242 amino acids.